This is a messenger RNA of Callorhinchus milii (elephant shark), 4850 nucleotides long. Its product is annotated as MAP7 domain-containing protein 2. Gene Ontology annotation, cellular component: microtubule cytoskeleton. Bases 108 to 2384 code for a protein of 758 amino acids. Gene Ontology annotation, biological process: microtubule cytoskeleton organization. The transcript is spliced from 18 exons. The record is from RefSeq and is a predicted model, not a curated record. NCBI's taxonomy places the organism in Eukaryota, Metazoa, Chordata, Chondrichthyes, Chimaeriformes, Callorhinchidae.
CAGGGCAGGGCGGGCAGGGCAGGGGAGGAUUGCCUGUGGUGACAGGUUGCUGCAGUUGCAGUGUUGAGACCUGACACUGCGCUUGUGCGGGGCGAGCGGACAGGAAGAUGGCGGAGCUGCUCACGGCAUCACCGAGACGCACAGUGAUUCACACUUCACUGAAAAACGAUGAAAGAAGAAAUCAAAUAACAUGUCGUGGAUCUCCAGUGCACAUAGCAGUUAUUGCAGAUGUGCAAUCCUCAAAGACAGAUGACCGACAAAGAUUAGCAAAGGAAAGAAGAGAGGAACGGGAGAAAUCACUUGCUGCAAGAGAGCAGCAGAUACUAGAAAAGGAAAGAAGAGCAAAGCUGUUAUAUGAAAAACAGAUGGAAGAACGUUGGAAGAAGCUGGACGAGCAGCGUCAACGAGAUGAACAAAGAAGAGCAGCAGUGGAAGAAAAAAGGAGACAGAGAUUUGAAGUAGAGAGGGAACGCCAUGAGGCUAUAAUGCGUCGCACCUUAGAACGGAGCCAGCAGCUCGAGCAGAGGCAGAAGAGGUGGUCCUGGGGAGGAGCAGGAUCCACAGGCACUGGAUCCAGAGAUGGUGAAUCAGAAAAUUCCCUACCCCCUCCUAUAGAUUUAAUCGCCAACACCUAUCCUCCUUCAGAGCCUGUGGCCUUUGAUGUUGCUGAUUCCGUUGCUGUGGCUGACAGACUUUCAGCUUCAGCCAUGAAUCUUCCCAAACAAAUGGAUCCACCAGUCAGCAAGCGUCUGUCCUCCUCUGCAGCAGCAAUUACACAUUCCCCUGAAAGAGUGUCCCAUGUCUGUCCUCGUGCAGUCUCAGGUAGCCCCUUCAAGACCAAAUCUACACACAGUCGAAGUGGCGAUAGACAGAAUGCAGGAGCCACCUCCACCUCACCAGGGGAGACCAAAGGGACGAUUUUUUCAGAACUCCAACAGACAGAGAAAGUGAAAAAGGAGAAACGUCAGUCAUCCCCCAGCUUGACGUCUACACUCCGUAGGUCUCAGUCUCCGGCAAACAUGUCUAAAAGGUCAUCUUCACCGGCAGCAGUAAAGGCUAGUUCGAAGAUUCGCACACAGUCACCCAGUUCUGGCAAAGAGUACCCAUCAUCUCCAACGUCAAGUGGAAAACCUUCUCCCAUGAGACAGCGGUCAUCCUCUAAUGCUGCUGCAGAGACUAGCAGAAAGAGGGCUGACAAGGAGAAAGGGGAAUUAGCCAAGCAGAAAUCUGAGGAGGCUGCAGCAGGUGAAAUUAAGUCACCAGAUCUACCUGGCAAUGUUACUUCAGCACCGACAACACCAGUCAAAGAGCAUGACAAGAAGAAGAUCAUUCACGCUGAAGACACAAAAUCUAUGGCAGGAACAUCUAGUGCUGAGGAGGCGACUAAAAUUCUAGCAGAAAGGCGUAGACAAGCGCGUCUGCAAAAAGAAUUAGAAGAACAGGAGCGGCGUGAGCAAGAGGAAGCUGAAAAGAAAAUGAUGGAAGAACUCCAGAGAAAGGAAGCCGAAGAGGAGGCUCGGCGCGAAGAAGAAGCCCGCCAGCUUGAGGAGAAGCAAAAACAAGAAGAGGCAGAACGCCAAAGGAAAGCAGAAGAGGAAAAAAUCUUAAGAGAACAGCAGGAAAAAGAGCUCCUAGUACAACUUGAACAGCAGAGAGAAGAAGCUGAAACUCGGGCUCGUGAGGCAGCAGAACGACACAGACAAGAGAGAGAGCUGCUCAUACAACAGAUUGAACAGGAGCGCUUUGAGCGAAAGAAGAGAAUUGAAGAAAUCAUGAAGAGAACCAGACGAAGUGAUGCGAGUGAAAUUAAGAAGGAAGAGACAAAACCAGAGAUUCAGCCCACUACAAAUGAAGAAAAACUUCUUUCAACCACAAACACUGAAGAACAAGGUGAAAAAGUGGAAGUUUUGAGAACAUCUGUCAGUCUGGAGAUCAAGCAUGAGGAAGAGCCUAACUCCACAGUGCCACCGUCUGAAGCUGUGGUUCAACUGGAAGAGAUUCAGGAAAUCCAACUGGAUAAUAUCGAUGAACAGCCAAAUAGUGUUGACGAGUCCACAGAUGAGCUGCAGUCUAUGGAUGUUAGCCCAAUGUCAAAAGAUGAUGGCAUUUCAAUCCCAGAAUUCUCCCCUCUAAAUGAAGUAAACCAUGGGGUUGAGAUGGAGAAGGAUCAGAAUGGAAUGAGUGAUGCACAGGCUGUUAAAGACCUCAUUGACCUGACAGGAUGUACAACGUACGCCAAGUUAUCCAGCAAGAAAAUUAACUUGGAUGACUGCAACAGGAACCUGAUUGAGGAGCAAUGUAUGUCUAUGGAAGAGAAUCCUCUCAUCACAUCCCUGACUAAAUCUGUUGAGGAAACUCAUAUACACACAUCAGCAGAGCUCUGAGCGUAUGAUGUGAGAUACAAGAGACAUUGCUUCAAUCAGUCUUCCACUGCUGCGUUUUCGAAGACUUAUCACCAAUAAGAUAAAUGUAGCCUUUUCAUACAUGUUGGAAAACCUUUUAAAAAAAUCCUUCAUGCAAACACUUAAAAUCAUCAAUAUUAAUUCCAUUUUUUUUUAAAACUUGUAUCUAUGUUGAAUAUGGCCAAAAUGGUCAGUUACAGCAUUCUUGAAACAUUCACACUACAACUAAAUCUUCAGUUAAAAACUUGUCUCAAAUUUGCUAUAAUAAUACUUUAAUAAUCCCUCCAUCAAUUUGAUGGAAUACUACCCACAUUUGCAGUUAGGUGUUAAUCUCAAUGCUAUUCACUGAACUUUUGCUGCUAUUCUAGUGUUUAUGUUCAUAUUGAAAACUGCUAAUUUGCCACAGGAAGUUGAUUCUUUAAUUGUAGCGUGAAUGGGUCUUAUAAUGAUGCACAGUGGGGUUUUUAUUGAGAAUUUCACAAACCAAAUUUGUUAACAAUUGUGACUUAUGUUACAAUUUUGAGAUUCAAAAAAAGCCCUGACUUUCAAAUCCCAAAGGAGUUUUCAACCUUAUGAUAGGUUCUUUUUCUGAAUCUCAAAAUAGUGAAUCGGAAACUGGAAGCUGCAAUUAUCACAACAAAUAUGGUUUGCGAAUAUCGCAUAUCUAAACCUCAGUAUCUGGAUUAAGGGACGUUGUGUUUUAGAAACUCAGGUAUCGUUCUUUGAUAACUGAAUGUUCACUUUGAAAUAUAAUGUUAAUACAUUUUAUUGUGACAUACAAUGCAUUAUUGCACCGUAUUUAAUUGCUGUCAUAAUCAUGUUACUUUACCAUAUCCCUAAUUUCUAAUGGCAAAAUGCAUUUGUAAACUCCUUCUGUCUUAGUUCCUAAACUUGCAUUGAUAAUAAUAAUAAUUAUUGCAUUAAGUGUCCAAACAUGAUAAUUUGUUUACUGACCUUUGUAGCCAUUAAGAUUAAAUAUUUAUAAAGCACUAAGGCAAUGUGCCUGCGAUGAAAGCACUUCAGCAGCCAAAAAAGUAAAGGAUAAAGUGCUUUUGCUACAUUUUAUGGUCAAAUUAGUAUAGAAAAGUAAGUAGAAGUUAUUUUAAAGAUAAACCACCACUUGAAAAAAAAGGUUGAUAUCUGUAACGAAAAACCAUCACAUUGAAUAAAUUCUCAGUGUGUAUGUCAUACUUGUAAGAAAUUAUUGGGGUUCAAAAUGGUAUGUGGUGAUCUCUCUUUAACUGUAAACGUUAUUGCUUCAGAGCUUUUCAAUGUGCACUGUAUUUUGCUGGUGUAAGUCUCACUUGUACUUUAGAAAGAACACGAGUAUAAAGCAUAAACUGCACACAUUAUUUUCACCAUUGCAGAGUAAUACUAGCGAUAUAUAGAUAGAAAACAGUUUCAGCAAGAUCUAGGAAAAAAGGAUGUUUCACAGGCGCUCUUUUUAAGCAAUGCUUGUUGUGGGUUUUCUUGUACUCCACAGCUACCAUGACCAUUUCAUCCAAUAAGGUAAUUUUUUUAAAAAACAUCUACUUAAGACAUUCAAAAUACUAUGGGCACCUUUAAAUGUUCUAUAUGCCAUUGUAUGUAGCGCUAAACUACAGUGCUUGAACAUAGUUUCCAUGGUCCACAGGGAAAAACAACUGCUGCUACAAUUUGCAUCGCGCACUUUGGUUGUUUACACAAUCAUCUGAUUUAAGACCAGAGGAAAUGAUACCGUGUCUUAAAAUGAACCUUUUCCUCAUUUUCUCAGUACAGUAUUUGGGCAAGUGGUUGGACUUUGUUAAACGUUAGCUUGUUAAUAAUUGUUCCUUGAUUGCCAAACUGUUUGUACAUCUAAAACCUUUAGGAGCUUUUGAGAAAAUCAUGUUCACCAAAGUUAAAUGGUUGAGAUUGGCUAAUGUUCUCUGUACCUUAGGAACUUAUUCUUGCAAAAAAAUAGAAUUAUGUUUUUUUUUGAAAACCUAAAUGUGUAUGUAGCCAAAUUUGCACAGCUGGCUUAAUACCACUCUCCACUGCCUCAAUACCACUCUCCACUGUCUCAUACAAAAUACUGCAGCUUGGCUUCUGUCAGGUAGAAGCUUUGCAUUUCAGUUUAACAAGAAAUUCCUAACCGUAAACAAAUUGCAAAUACUAGUUUAUUGUGUGUGGGUGUGCACACUUGUAUGGUCUGGUUAAGUCAUGAAUACAUAAAAAAAUCAUUUUUAUAGCUAUUACAGUGUGUUUUGCAUGGCACAUUGGAGUAUGUGUAGGUGAUAAUCUUGUUUCAGAUACCAACAGGCAUCACUCUAGCAAAAUGAUUUAUGUAUUUAUCUUUAACAUCUUAUGAAACUAUAUGCUGGCCGUUACAUGAUACUGUAGUUUGUUGUUGUGUAGUUGCUGAUGUGCUGAAUAAUCCUAUCACCAUUGUUCGUGUACAGCAUGUGUGUAUGUAACACAAAUAAAUUU